AUGUUUGAGUCCGUUCAAAGUUGCGAUGGUGGCCGACAUGGAAUGUGGGAGCUGAAGUCAUGGCUACACUUUGAACUUGACGAGCUAACUAUGGAGGGCAUACACGUUGCCGAGCGACCUCUCUUAUCUGAGGAGCGCCAUGUAUGCUGGCGCUUUUGGAUUAAUCGCUCAAAUGAGGUCACACUUGUCAGUAUUCACUCACUCUCUCUCUCUCUCUCACACACACACACACACAAAGAGAAACACACAAGUUGA
Molecule: messenger RNA, 255 nt
Organism: Protopolystoma xenopodis
Lineage: Eukaryota; Metazoa; Platyhelminthes; Monogenea; Polystomatidea; Polystomatidae
Source: the annotation of a GenBank genome assembly